UCGGUGCUGUGUGGUUUAUGAGCUGCUGCAGGUCUACUGUGUCCAGUUGAGUGUGGCCAAACCUGAAGGAACUAAACUGAAUUACCUCAGUUGGAGACUGCUCCUUUGCAACCAAGAGUGUCCUCUUCCUCAACAAGAAGCUCUGUUUCGAAGAGACAGGUGGUCUCCAAUGUCUGGAGGAAGAAUCGAGACAAAAACACUAUGAAGAAGAGUCUAGAGAUCACAAGGAUCUUGUAGCUGUUACCUUCCCUUUCAUGUCUUAGUUGUGCUCUGGAGACAUUAUUCUUGGGUAAACCCAGCAGUCCUCAAGUCAAAAGAACAGUGAGAAAGUCUAUUAGGGAAUUUUCUUGUGCCCCAAAAAUACUGUUUUAAUGCCUGCCAGCCCUCAAAAAUACAUGAUUACAUCUAUUUUGCUAAUGGAGCUUCCUGAGUUGUAAGUGACAUGCUGGCACAACUGAGCAACUGAUCAUCAGAUCCCGGCAUGGUGUUCAACAUGGCUUCUGAGGCGGCCCAAAAUUUCCUUCAGCCGCUGUCUUCUUGGAUCUCUCAAAUAUAUGAAGCCAUCCAACAAGCAGGAGACUCUCUGUCUGCGUCACUGCUGAGCCUGAGYGGAGCGGGUCGUAAGUCAGAGGGUGAGAAGAAGAGCCAGGACUUGGAGGAUAAUGGAGGAGUUGAUGAGCUUUACUCUGAGGACUCAGAAGAUGAAAGCCACCUGGACUUGUGGGACGAGGAGUACUUGCAUCCUGGAGUAGAUGGUCACGUUCCACUCACAGGUCCAGGUUCUGCUCCUCAAGGUCUCCCUUGUGGCUCCGACGUGGCUCUGCAGAGGCCAAAACGGAUUAGAGAUGCCACGGGCUCAACAGAGCAGCGUGAUGAAAGCCCCAGGCCUUUGGCAGCCAGUGAAUCGCACUGGACUAGUGAAGAUGUCCAGCCGCUUGACGAGCUGCCUACCAUUGCAGAGGAAGGUCUGCCCCGCGUGAGGACGAGGGACCAGCAGCCCAGCAUCGGCACGAGUGCCUCCUUAAACCAUGAUAACGGCAAGGCAAGCUUGGCAGCAAACAGUUACGGGGAGGAUGAAGAAUUGACAACCUCUUCGGACAGCGACGAUGAGGUGAGGAAGCACUUUGAGAUCUCUGUGUCCCGUCCACAAAAAUCGGUGCCAGCGGCCGUGGAGCAUAGAGCCAAAUUCAGCCGCUUGCCCUGCAGCCACGAGGAGUACAGUACAGAGGCAUCUGAAUGUGAAGAUUUGGAUGGACUAAGCCAGCUGAGUUGCCAAGACAACCUGUCGUAUCACGAAGAUGACCGUACAUCUGCUGAUUUGAGAACAGCAACCGAGAGCAGGGGCUCUGGGCAGCACAGAAGACUUAGGAUGGAGCCUAGCCUUGCUGCUGGCAUUAGCCAGCCGGCCACGGACGCACGCUUGGACACGGCGUUUGCCAGCCAGAGGUUUGAAGGAAAUGAUGCUACGGACAGCUCAUCGGCUUGGAGCCCUGAGGAACGAGAUGGAAUGAACAGUUUGCUGGUUCAUCGCAGUGCCCAUGAGCCCAUCUGCAAAUGUGGUGAUCUAGAUGUCACCUUCAAUUAUAAGGCCUCAAGUCAGAAGCUGGUGGUGACUGUCCUGGAGGCCAGGGAUAUCCCAGACAAAGACCGCAGUGGUGUGAACACCUGGCAAGUGCACAUGGUCUUGAUGCCCAGCAAGAAGCAGAGGGGUAAGACAAGUGUUCAGAGAGGACCUAUCCCCAUAUUCAAGGAUAAAAUUACCUUCAGUAAGCUGGAGCCGGAGGAGCUUAGCAGCCAUGCAGUCCGCUUCCGCCUCUAUGCCGUGCACAAGAUGGUUGGGGAGAAGAUGAUGGGAGAGCAGUUGUUCUACCUGAGCAACAUCAGCCAGGAGGAGGAAGUGAAGGUGACGUUGGUCUUGGAGCCAAGGAGCAAUCUGAGUAGUGGAGACUCUCAGCUUAGUCUGUCAGCAAUCUCUCACAGCGACAGCGCUUCCUCGACACAGUCCCUGUCGCAUGGAGGGGUGCCAGAGCUGCUCGUGGGCUUGGCGUAUAAUGCCACUACGGGGCGGCUCGCCGUGGAGGUGAUCAAAGGCAGCCACUUCCGAAACCUUGCAAUUAAUAGGCCACCUGACACCUACGGAAAGCUCUGUCUGCUCAACUCGGUGGGCCAGGAGAUGUCUCGCUGCAAGACCUCCAUCCGUCGAGGACAACCCAACCCUGUCUACAAGGAAACCUUCAUUUUCCAGGUUGCUCUCUUCCAGCUCUCCGACGUCACGCUCAUGAUUUCCAUAUACAACAGACGCAGCAUGAAGCGUAAGGAGAUGAUCGGCUGGAUUUCUAUGGGUCAGAACAGCAGCGGGGAAGAAGAACAAGAUCAUUGGCAAGAAAUGAAGGAAACGAAGGGGAUGCAGGUGUGCAGGUGGCACACACUCCUAGAAUCCUAAUGGUUACACGACACCCUGCAGAUCCUGAGACUGUGGGCUGCUCUUCCCUUUUCCCAGCCAGCUGGAACAACCGCUGAGCUCCAACAGGUCAAGUACCCUUGAGCCUGACUUUUCAGCCUCAGCAGUCAUGGUGAUUGUAGGUGGCAGGGCCUGGGAGGCAUGUUUAGUUCUUGUCUUUCCAGGUGCUCCUGCCUUGUCCACAUCCAAAUAAUUAACCACUGAGAAAAGCAGUGGGAGAAUCUACAAAAUCCCCUCUCUGGUCAUUAUCUUGCUCAUUUUGUCAUAGGUUCAGUCAUCACAGACUGAAGCUGUUUUCUUCUGGAAUAAAUUCUCUUCCGUUUUUCCUCAUAUAUUCAUAUUAAUGAUGUUUGCAAAUAUUCUUGACAUGCAGAUAGCUCAUUAGUCUAGCCUGCAUGCGCAUCACACUUCCUCUCCCUUACUGUUGUGUUUCUAGGUCCUAGAAAUAAGCAUUUGAUGCCACUUCAGACUGGAUAAUAUAUUUUUCAGGCAGCAUGGGGAAGCACUACAGAAUUCUCUGUCUACUUCUAAGUGCCUAGGCAUUACUACUGUUCUCCUAUACUAGCAGUGGAUAUUACUCAUUAGGAUUAAACACAACCAGUAUUUUCAGUUAGGCAUCCUGUGCACUGGUUAGCCUGUAUUGCCGUAGGUUUGCAUGAGAGAGAGAGAGCAUCAAUUUUGUGUAAUGACCAUACAGUGCAUGUUUAGUUGCAUACUUGAAGUUUAUGGCUUCUGUCAUCAUGAAUAACAAAGAAAAAAGACCAGAACAAGCUGCAUGUCCACCUUUGUGCCUAAAUGACUCUCUUCUGCAUCAUUGUUAUGUUGUUAUGACCACAGGCUACCCUGUUUAGUAAAAGUUCAUUCAGAAAAGCAUUUCUGCAAGUGUAACACGGAGAGGUUUUAAAUAUUGUUUCUCAGUGAUUCAGCACAGCUCAGGUUGCUGAAUCCCAUAUAUCCUGUCCCAUAAAAUCUCCSGAGGAUCUCAAAAGAGAGUAUAUUUGGCACUGAGCAGUAAAUAGUGAUUUUACUGUAUCUUUUGGGUGAGCUGUUCUACAGACAARGAGCAGGAUCCAGGGGACCAUGUCCUAGAGGGACUGGGUGUCUUGGUCCAACAUGAGAGAAGAUUCCUGCCUUUACCUGGACACAGUGCAACGAGCAGGCCAGCUGGAUGAGGUGAYGACAUUUCUAUAUGGUCACUCUUGAGGCUAUGAUGUCUUUUUCCAUUUUAAUCUUUUUUCCUGCCUGUGCAAAUUGAAGUCACGGAGUCAAGAGACACGGAGGGAAGUGGCCUGCUCGUUGGCUACUAAAAGUGUAGUGGGUGUUUGCUGUUGUGAAGCUGCACGUGACACAGCAGAAGACCUGAAUCUUCUGGUGCARUGAAUGAUUGUAGGUAGGCAGGAAGGUGCCAAGAUCUGCAAAUACCAUUAGCUGCUCAGUUUUCCAUGCCCCACAUUUUCUAGGAGAGGACUGGCAUUUUGUCAUUCAUAUGGAUGAUAGUGAGGUGCAAGAAACAUCUUGCUGAAAAGCUCCUUCUGUACUGGACCAUUUUGUGGGUUAGUUUUGCUGUUUACUGAGACCAGGCACCAAUUCUACUCCCCACUGUACCACAACAGCCUUGUUGCCUUCUUCACUGCUGCUCUUUUCACUUASCCCUCUGAACUCAACAUCUUUUAUYGCAGUGAGACUGGUGGGAUCCUGCACAGGAGGGUUGUCCUCCACUGCCUGGGUAAGCUGGUAAAAUAUCUGCUUUGCACUGCCAGAGCUUUGCACCACA
This is a messenger RNA of Nothoprocta perdicaria, 4235 nucleotides long. RefSeq names its product synaptotagmin 16 (gene SYT16). The transcript is spliced from 10 exons. Bases 482 to 2443 code for a protein of 653 amino acids. The record is from RefSeq and is a predicted model, not a curated record. NCBI's taxonomy places the organism in Eukaryota, Metazoa, Chordata, Aves, Tinamiformes, Tinamidae.